Molecule: messenger RNA, 852 nt
Organism: Cetraspora pellucida
Lineage: Eukaryota; Fungi; Glomeromycota; Glomeromycetes; Diversisporales; Gigasporaceae
Source: the annotation of a GenBank genome assembly
AUGACUAGUCCAGAAACUUUAGUAGAAAAAGGGUAUGCUACGGUUGGAGGAACACAUCGCAUUGACAAAACAGAAAAUUUUAGAAUUUAUUAUGAAAUUCAUGGAAAAGGGCCUAAUCGUUUAUUUUUUAUCAUGGGGUUAAACACAACAUCUGGAAGUUGGGAAUAUCAGGUCAAAUAUUUUGGAAGACAUCCUGACUACCAAGUUUGCAUUUUUGAUAAUCGUGGAGUUGGGUGGUCAGAUGCUCCUGGAGGAUUGUACAGUACGAGUCAAAUGGCUCAGGACGCUGUCGACCUUAUGGACCAUCUCGGAUGGACAGAAAAUAUCCAUGUAAUUGGAAUAUCUAUGGGUGGAAUGAUCGCUCAAGAAUUGGUUUUAUUGAAACCUGAAUAUGUGAAAUCUUUGUGCUUGACUUCAACUACUGCAGGAAUGACCAUACCUCCAAUUGCCGCGAUUACAACAAUUAGUAGAAUCCUUUUCAUAAAAGAUCCGAGGACUAAAAUAAAUGCAAUUGUGAAAAUAAUGUUUACAAAGGAUAUGUGCAAUAGAAUUAGUAGAAGUCGUCUUCAACCGGUUAAUGGUGCGAUUGGUCAAAUAGCUGCAAGUCUCUCUCAUUAUGUUUCUCCAACGCGACUUCAAAAAAUUAGGAAUUCUAUCCAACCGAUAUUAGUAAUAACCGGUAGUUGGGAUAAUUUUGUAAGACCUAACAACAGUUUUUAUCUCGCUGAACAACUUCAAGCUGAUUUCGAGUUUUGGGAAGGUUGUGGUCACAUUCCAUGUGGUGAACAAAUCGAAAGAUAUAAUGCUUCGUUAGAGAAACAUUUUAAAAAGGCUGGGUUAAUUCAUUCGUAA